AGGCAUCCUCACACACACACGUUCACUUGUACAGAGCAGCAGAGUCUUGUACGUAUAGUUGUAGAUCAUAUAUCCAUCACGUACGUUCAGGGACAAACAUGUCUCCGGUGAAGGUGUUCGGGCACCCGAUGUUGACAAACGUGGCACGGGUGAUGCUCUUCCUGGAGGAGGUCGGCGCCGAGUACGAGCUCGUGCCCGUGGACUUCGUCGCCGGCGAGCACAAGAGGCCCCAACACCUCCAGCUAAACCCGUUCGGGCAGAUGCCUGGGUUCCAAGAUGGCGAUCUCGUCCUGUUCGAGUCGCGCGCCAUCGGCAAGUACAUCAUCCGCAAGUACGGGACAGCCGGGCUGGACCUCCUCGGAGAAAACAGCGGAAUCGAAGAAUCAGCAAUGGUGGACAUGUGGACGGAGGUGGAGGACCAGCAGUACUACCCGGCCAUCUCGCCCGUGGUGUUCGAGUGCAUCAUCAAUCCCUUCAUCAUGGGUGGCGCGGCGACGAACCAGAAGGUGGUCGACAAGAGCCUGGAGAGGCUCAAGGGUGUGCUGGGGAUCUACGAGGCCCGGCUGGAGAAGAGCAGGUACUUGGCCGGGGACUCCAUCAGCUUCGCCGAUCUCAACCACAUCCCAUUCACCUUCUACUUCAUGACCACCCGGCACGCGUCGGUGUUUGAUGACUACCCCAAGGUGAAGGCCUGGUGGGAGAGCCUCAUGGCCAGGCCGGCGGUGCAGAGGGUGUGCAAGCAUAUGCCUAGCCAGUUUAGCUGCCUACUAACCACUACGCCCUCCAUAAACUAAACUAAUAUGAAAGCUUUUACAUUACUAUAACUAUUUUAGUCUAGUGAUCUAUAAACGCUUUUAUAUUAGUUAACUAAUAUAAGAGCUUUUAGAUCACUAACUAUUUUAGUGUAGUGAUCUAAAUACUUUUAUAUUAGUUUAUAGAGGGAGCAGAUGUUUAUGAGCGCGGGUGUGUGUGUGUGCCGGUGAUGAUUCCGUUUUAGAGAAAGAGACAUCGAUCCCGUGGGUCAUCAUCAGAACUAGCCCGCUUGCGCUUCUGUUCGUGCGAGCGAGCCUGAUUGUGAUUGAUGUACCUACUUAGAUUCCUUGCUUUGUGCACUAGUACCGGUAAAUAAACAACUCGUCAAUGCUAA
Messenger RNA from Hordeum vulgare subsp. vulgare (domesticated barley), 1147 nucleotides. Its product is annotated as glutathione S-transferase 1-like. The record is from RefSeq and is a predicted model, not a curated record. Lineage: Eukaryota; Viridiplantae; Streptophyta; Magnoliopsida; Poales; Poaceae. Gene Ontology annotation, molecular function: glutathione transferase activity; glutathione binding. The transcript is spliced from 3 exons. The coding region runs from base 99 to 794 and encodes 231 amino acids. Gene Ontology annotation, cellular component: cytoplasm.